ACGAUGACCAUUCGUCUGGGGCGCCCUCACGUGGUGACCUCCAUUGUCACGCAAGGCUGCGAGGCUGGGAGGGUGACGUCAUUUCGAGUCAGCCACGUGAAUAAAAACUUAAACCUUGUGGCCGUGCCAGAUGACAUAAGCGUGACUGAGGUAAUCGGUGGUAACAGCCAAGCGUCUUAUCUGUACCGACACACCUUGAGUUCCCCGGUUGAGUGUACCGCGAUCUACAUAACCAUACUGGAGUGGGUUGGAAUAGCGUGCUUGAAGGUUGAACUUGUUGGCUGUUUAUCCCUAUCAGGUUGCCGCCAGCGACUUGGAAUGGAGAGCGGGCGAAUCGCAGACCAUCAGAUAUCUACCGAGAGUGUGAACAGGACCGGCUCCAGCCUGACCGUCUCAGCCACGCCCCGCCUCCAUCAGUGGGUAGGCCUAUCCAGUGGGUGGAACCUUGAAUAUAGCACAGGUGCCGAGUGGCUGCAGAUUGACCUGUUGACCUUGCACACGGUCACCGGGUUCACAGUGCAGGCUGGGCGGCAGCACCAGUACUCCUUAUGGGUGGACACCUACCUUUUACUGUACGCUGCGGACAGGGCUGGAGCUGACGGUCUAACCACGGAGACAUGGAGACCUUAUGUGGACAACGAGGGAGUGACAAUGACGUUCAGGGGUGCGCACUCGCCAUACACCAUCUCCCAUCACACACUGUACCGAUCGUUCAUCGCAAGGAAGAUCCGGAUCAAGCCAGUUUCUUGGAGCUCGUUGUACCCAGGACUUCGGGCAGAGGUCAUUGGAUGCGAGUUAGCAGAUCACGGUGAUUUCUGCAGCGAGAAUACAACACGUUACAAGGGCUUUUGUCUGGGCGUAGCAAACAGGGACGAAGCAUGGACAUGUGAUGCGGUCUUUGCACACCACGCCACCCAAGUUGUAAUCCAUUCAGCCCCAAUGCAGCAAGUUGUGAUGAACGUCCUGCAAAACUCCGAGUUGCAAAGCUACCUGAUUGGUUUGCGCACAGUGGCGAGUUCGGAUGAGCCGUCGUACACGUGGCUAGACGGUUCCGUUAUAACUUACAACAAUUUUGAUCCGAGUAUCCAGAAACCAUACACAUCCAAUUCAAGCGAAGUGUUGUGCGUGAAGGUCAAUACAGCUCAUGAUUUUCAUUGGGAGGUGACAACAUGCGACGGCCUCUUUUUCAAUUCCAGGGGCACCGUUUGCCAAUACGAUUUGGAUGAGUGUGCGGGGAACCAUGGAUGUUCGCAUGAAUGUCUCAACUAUCCCGGUGGAUACCAGUGUCAGUGCCCGACGGGCUAUGUUCUGGACUCCGAGACGCGAAAAGAUUGUAUUCCCGUAUGCAGUAACUACACCGACAGUGGUUCAACAUGGAAUCAAAGAGGAAAGUGGUGUUACACAGAGGGCGCCAAAAACGCAACUUGGCACGAUGCCAACUCGGCAUGUCUGUCGCUGGGGGCGGGUAGCCGCCUACCUUCUAUGGAUGAUGCAUUCUGGGCGGACUUUGACGGAGCUUGGAAUCUGACGUGGGUCUCGAUGGGCAACGCAUUCCCACUGAGUGAAACCAAUCCGUCCUUCCGCGAGGAUUCUCCACAGAUGUAUCAGAAUUCUUCUUUCGAGACGGACUGCACCGCCAUAGACCUGUCCGUGAGACCGUUUGAAGUACAAGAAUGGGUUGGGAGUUGUAACUUGUCUCUUCCCUACGUCUGUAUCAUGGAGUUUGCAUCACUUGAAGAUUUAGACGAUGGGAGCAGCUUUAUCACAGCCGAGACCCCUUUAGGGUAUUUUCGCAGUUGGCACUACCCUCCGCAUUUAGAGUCUGACCACAUCAGGACCGAGCUACGAUUCAGCUUGCCAGAGAAUUAUACAGUGAGAUUCGAUAUUUCAUACUUGGCAAUACCCCAGUCUGAAGAGUUCGAAGAGAACUCUUUCGCCAUCUUUGAGAUCCUUCCAGACAGUAACGCAUCUGUCCGGAGGGCGUUCUUCCGUGGGGCACAGAAGAGAGGCGUGAGUGUGAUUGGUUCAGGCUCGGAAGUCCAGGCGGUCUUCAAUGUGUCAUCAUUCCAUCCGUGGCACGGUGACCCGUCGGUCAUUGGGAUAGAGACCCUUUUCACUGUCGUCGAAUGUGCUUCAAACUGCCGCUCAAAUUGUGGAUCGUCCCCGUCGAUUCUAACGAACGCAACUGGUUCGUUCGGCAUCCUCAACAAACUCCUCGAUAUGUACGCGAGGUGCAGGUGGCUGAUCAGUUUGGAGAAAGGCAAAUUUGUCAGGCUUCGCCUCCGAGAAUAUGACCUCUCAAAUAAUUCCAGACUUAGUGUAAUUUAUGGAAAUGUUCCAGAGGGCGAUUACCGAGCGAACGAUGUCGAUAUCCGAGGAGGCACACUGCCCUUUUUCAUUGCUGACACAAACGAAGUCACCGUGUUUCUUAUCACGACUGGGGUGCAGGGGGAUUCCGGGUUUUGGAUGGACUACGAUUCAGUCGAUGCGCCGGGGUGCAACGUUGGACACACGGCAUUCCUUUGCUCCGACUUUGCCGGACCUUGCGAUACCGAUAUCUCUUGCAACUACCAGAGCGCUUACAUCGCGACUAAGGCUUACCCGGGCAGCUUAUCGGCGUCUACAACAGCAACAUGGCAGAUCCAAACACCUCCGGGGACCUUCGUGGAGAUUGUCUUCGAGCAUAUUAACAUCCCCAGCGUCCAACAAAGCACUUGCACUAACGGAUAUAUUACAUUACUGGAAGUCAUAGAUGAGUUGGACCCGGACACCAUCGUUGAGCGUCUCUGCAAUGUUAACCUACCCACUGGGGCUCUCCGGAGUAAACAAAACCGAGUCAGGUUGGAGCUCCAUGCAGCAUAUGAUACCUCGGACAACAUUUUCCUGGCAAAGUAUGAGGGAUUACAUUUUCAGUCCAGACGCGAGGUUGUGGUGACGAGCGAUCACUGUGAAACUGGGUGGUUCUACUUCAACCAGCACUGCUACCGGCUAAGUGAUUCAGAGACAUUGAUUCGCUGGGACGACGCAAAUACGAGAUGUGGAAGAGAAGACGCCACGCUUGUGAGUAUGAGGGACCGGGAUGAAGCAGAAUAUGUGCACCACAUGCUCACAACUGAGUGGUUUACCACGAGGACAAACACUUACAUAGGAUUGACUAACAGAAAUCUUCAAGGUGUAUUCACUUGGUCGGACAAGAGUCCCAUGAGUUACACGGAUUGGGCUUUGACAUUUACGGAGGAGGAGGAAGAAGAAGAAGAGAGUGAGCGGUUUGAGUACAAUUCGCCCAACGGAGGGGCCUUGGAGAGUUGCACAAUGAUCAAACUAGAAGAUUUCAGCACGUCUGCCAACUGGGUCGAUGUUGCGUGCGCGGCUCGGGAAGCCUACCAGUACCUGUGCAAGAAAGAGGCUGAAGAUUUUACCCAACCUGCAUCCAUAGGCGAUUUUGUUGGACAAGACCAUCCACGCCAGUGUCCGCAGCACUUGUUUCAGUGUUCGACGGGGGAAUGUAUUCAGAGAAUCUUUCUUUGCGACUCGGCUGCAGAUUGCUCAGAUGGCAGCGAUGAGGGCGCUGUCUGCUCAACAGGAUUGGACUACGCACGGUUCAAGUUUCAGUGUGAACCACGAGAGGUUUCAGCCUCACUCGUCUGUGAUUUUAUUCAGGAUUGUGACCACGGGUCGGAUGAGCGCAACUGCCUUCGAGCCGAAUGUGACACGACUCAGUUCCAGUGUCAAAACGGCCAGUGCAUCGAUUUAAGCAAGCGAUGUGAUUUGAUUAAUCCCUGCUCUGAAGACACGUCCAUCGAGGGCAAUGGUUGCGAGCUAAUCACUGGCGGAUUUCAGUGUUACAGCUCCCGAUGGAUACCGAUGGAGCAUCAGUGCGAUAGUUUCCCAGAUUGCGGUGGUCUCCACUACGAAGAUGAGAUACCUUGUCAGGACAAAUAUGUGGCUUCGUGCGAGUCCGAAAAUGUUAUUCCGUGUCGAAGCGGCAUCUGCGUCGACCAGAAUCACACCUGCAUCUAUGAUUUUGACCGACAUGGCUACAUCCAAGGCUGUCGCGACGUCACACACCUUAGGGACUGCGAAUCGUUUCAAUGUCCUGAGAUGAUGUUCAAGUGCCCGGAUUCCUACUGCAUUCCAAUCAGACUGCGAUGCGACAAUGCGUUCGACUGCCCGAAUAAGGAGGAUGAGAAACAAUGUGACGAAUAUAUUUGUCCAGGGGCCUAUCGGUGUCGUAACCACGCACAGUGUGUAAGUCUUGAUCAGCUGUGCGAUGGGAAAUCUGACUGUCCUGGGCAUGAGGGUGAACGAGGUGGUGAUGAUGAGCUGUUCUGUAAUGUUAGCUGUCCUGCCAGCUGCGAGUGUGUUGGUUUAUCAUAUGUGUGUGAAAGCACGGAAUGGGGACCCGGAGCAGCCAGCACGAUUUCAGCUAAAGUUCGUCAACUGUUUUUGAACUCAGUGGCUUCGAUCGGUGCAGCAUCAAAUCUGGACAAUGGAUCGACAAGACGAAAGAGGGACCAGAUUCCUGCGUCUGGCACGGUGAUGGAUAAACUGUUUCUGAACUUCAGCCAUUAUCCCCUCUUGGUGGACCUGGAGCUCAAGGAUAACGGUAUAACGGAACUGAGUCCAGGCAUGUUCAACAACAGCCACAGCAUACGCACCCUUGACCUUUCGUUGAACAAUAUUGAUGUCUUACGCAGUGGCACCUUUGAGGGAUUAUCUUCAUUGGAAAAUCUGUCGCUAUCAGGCAACAGCUUGAGUAACAUUGAGGUUGGAGCAUUUGCCGGGCUUUUCAAUUUAAAAGUUUUAGAAAUUCGAGACACCAGUCCCAUCAAAUCCAGUGAUGGCUUCGAAGAUUUGGAAAGCCUCAAAACAAUAAUUGCCAGCAAAUACCUGUACUGCUGCGUCAAAGAAAGCGUGGAAUGUAUAGCGCCAACCGAUCAGUUUUCUGACUGCCACGACCUGAUCAGCAAUAGUGCUCUGCGGUUUUUUAUGUGGCUGCUGGGGCUGAGCGCCCUGGCUGGCAACGCGCUGGUCUUCGGAAUGCGGAUGGUGAACAGGUGUCGGGUGGGCGGUGCCAGGCGGGACGCCACCCCGGUCCAGACUUUCCUGAUCACCAACCUGGCUGUGUCGGACUUCUUGAUGGGCGUGUACAUGAUCAUCAUCGCGGGGGCGGACCUACACUUCCGGAACAACUACGCAUUUCAUGCUGAGGGCUGGCGGGCCGGCUUGGCCUGCAAGAUCGCUGGUGUCCUGAGCAUCUUGUCCAGUGAGGUCUCGGUCUUUGUCAUCAUGCUACUCAGUCUCGACCGCUUCUUCAAGAUUGUCUUUCCCUUCCGGUUUGGUCUUCAUCUGACAUCUAGACGUGCGCAGUGGAUGGUGCUAGCAUCGUGGGUAGUGGGGCUCCUGAUGUGUCUCUUACCUGCUCUAGUCACGGCUUACUUCACUCACAGUUACUACGGGAGUUCUAGUGUGUGCUUGGCCUUACCGCUGGUACCCGACCUCCCAAGAGGUUGGGAGUACAUGUUCUUCCUCCUGGUCGUCAAUCUGAUCUGUUUCUCGAUCAUGUUAAUCUGCUACGCCGCCAUCUUUGUAGCCGUGAAACGCUCUUCGCAGCAGUCGGGCAGUUCGGCACAGAACUCGGCCGAGGUCCGAGUGGCCGCCAAGAUGGCCCUGAUAGUGGGGACGGACUUCAUCUGCUGGAUGCCGAUCAUCAUCCUAGCCAUUCUGGCGAGCUUUGGGCAGGUGGCCAUACCCCAGGCUGUCUACGCCUGGAUUGCCAUCUUUAUUCUGCCGCUGAACUCCUCAAUCAACCCUUACCUUUACACGCUGUCAAACUACUGGGGCCAGCGGAAAAAGAAGAAAAGUCGGGCCAAAAAUUCCUUGAUGCUUAAUCAAGGCUACUCGCCGUCCCCAAUGAACAGAACGCGGAGCUCAGCGCUUGGAAUUGAUGGCUUUAAUGACAGCCAGUCCGCUGAUUUCGAGCUGCAGCCGAUGCUGAAGAUCGUGCUGUCGCAGCUUGAGCAGCACCGGAUCCUACCCGUGGUUCGCAAGGAGCCCUCCCAUCUCUGCUCGCCUCCCGGGGGUUCCCCACAUGGCAACAUCUGUGCCUCAAACCAAGACGCUGGUUCGCGAAACUGGAGCCUGACUGAGCACGACGUGACCUGUGUCGUGGAUGACGUCACGGCGGCCUUGUCCUGGCUACACGACAACGGCAUCUCGGGAAUCCAUCUGAACGAGGACAGCAUUCUUUUGGACAAGGAUUCAAAUGGUCAGCAGAGGGCGUAUCUGCAGCUUCCGCAGAACAUCCUGGGAGUAGAUGCGCCCACCAGCAAACUGCGAGAAAGUUCGGCCGACAUCGGUGUCGAACUCGACAACAAGGCCUUAGAGAAUCUGAUCGGUCGACUCAGAAACAACGCCAGCCUGGUACCAGACGAGCAGAAGACGCAAAUCGACAGCGGCCAACUGAUGACCAUAUCACACUUGUAGACACUGUUGAAAUAUAUUCGUUAUCUUGAUCACUUCGGCACCAUGUAAGACAAUUAUGACAUUAAAAUAAAAAGUGGUCCAAGGAUGAUAAAAACAAGUUUGAAUGAGCUGAAAUUUCUUUGAAAUACUUGUGUGUUACUUGUAUUUAACCAAAAUACUUGAAAG
Molecule: messenger RNA, 6651 nt
Organism: Patiria miniata (bat star)
Lineage: Eukaryota; Metazoa; Echinodermata; Asteroidea; Valvatida; Asterinidae
Biological process (GO): G protein-coupled receptor signaling pathway
Cellular component (GO): membrane
Molecular function (GO): G protein-coupled receptor activity; calcium ion binding; protein binding
Source: RefSeq, a predicted model, not a curated record